Molecule: messenger RNA, 1368 nt
Organism: Durusdinium trenchii
Lineage: Eukaryota; Dinophyceae; Suessiales; Symbiodiniaceae
Source: the annotation of a GenBank genome assembly
AUGGUCCAACCCGCGGGCGAGAGUUUUGGAGCUGUGCCAGCACCGGCAACUGCGGCUGCAACUUCUUUCAAUGGGAGUCGUCAGAUUGGGAGGGGUCCCAAGAACCGCUCACAGUGGAGAACAACUGCAAGAAAUGUCGACGAGCAGUCCAGGUGUUGGUUGUCGGGGAGAAUAACCAAAAUGGCAACGCAGGUGCCCAAAGAAACGAAUUCGCGUGGAGGCCGAAAAUACUACAAAUGCAACGCGUGCAGCAACUUCGAGUUCCUCACGGCAGCCAAGCCACAAGCACCUCCCAGCGCCUGCACUCCCGGCAGCGCCGAGUAUGUGGUAGAUGAGAUGACUCGAAGGCAGUUGCAAAGGCUGUUCGACAUUCCCUAUGGCACAACAACCGGUGUUGGUCGCGAUCAGCAAGAAGUCUCUUCGCCCUACGACUACCUCAAAGUCGAAUGUGCGUGGCGUGUUCGGAACCCCCAACGAGAGAAGCGCUUCGAGGAGUUCUUGCGGAAGCUGCCCAAACUGGACAAGGACCGAGAGCUUACUCGGAUCGAGGAUGCGAUGGUGAAGUCCAAGCUGUUUGAGACUCAAGGGGCUCUUCUUUCGAAGCCCUUGAAUGCCUCUAAGAACGAGAUGUUGUUGCUCCACGGAACGAAGCCCAAUCAUUUGUACAACAUCUUGUUCGAAGGUUUAGACCCACACCUCUCUGAAGAUGGCAUCUUUGGCAAGGGUAGCUACUUGGCGGAGGAUGCUGCUAAAGUUGAUCAAUACUUGACCAAGGACCCUGAGUGGAAGGGACAUGCACCAGGGCAUGAGCUAUGCGCAUUGCACAAGAAACUCUAUGACAGGAACGUUAAGCAUGCCACCGAUGUUUACUAUGCCUUGGUAUGUCGCACUGCUCUUGGAGAGCUUGCUGUCACGAAAGAUGGCACUACUUGUGUGGAGUCGGGUAAGGCCAUUUUCGAAGACAGACGCCGCAAGACCUUGAAGCAAGGGAAGACGAGCAUCUUGGCAGAGCUUGGAAAGAAGAUCAGGCGCUUUCGUGAGUUUGUCGUUUUGGAUCCCGCGGCCUUAAGCAUUGAGUUCUUGGUGGCCUUGAAACGUGUUCGCCAUUACUGCGACUGCGGGCAAACUGCGGUGCAGAGAACCGUGACCAACGGCCUGCCAGAAAACUUUGGAAGAGACAUCCUAUUUUGUCCACUGGGUCGUGCCGAUGGGUGCGGCUUUAUUCAUAUGCUGCCCCAGUGUUAUUGUGGACGAGCAGCAGAAGUUGCGGACAAGAGGAAUGGAGAGAAAUACUUUCGAUGCGGCAAGAGGUGCUGUGGCUUUAAGGAGAUUGCGGGAACAAAAUCUGUCAAACCGUUAAAGUGUUAG